UGACGUCGCGGACGGGACGCCGCUGUCAGGCGGCUCCGGGGGAGGCCCGGCCGGCUGUGACCCCCCCCCGAGGACCCCUGGAGCAGCAACACCCAGUCCAUGAGGGCCCCGCGCACAGGUGGCCGGCGCGGGGAUGGCUCCGGUCGUGGAGGUGUCGGACGCCGGGCACUGCCGGGCGCUGCUGCUGGAGCUGAACGAGCAGCGCCUGCGGGGCCAGUUCUGCGACGUCACCAUCAUCGCCGAGGACACCAAAUUCCGCGCCCAUAAAAACGUCCUGGCCGCCUCCAGCCCCUUCUUCAAGCGGGCGCUGGCCCAGGAGCCCACCUGCCCCUCGCCCGCCCAGGUGCUGGAGCUGCCGGGCGUCCAGGCCGGCGUCUUCUCCGACGUCCUCAACUUCAUCUACAACUCGCGCCUGGCCGUGCCGUCGCCGGCGGCCGCGCGGGCGCUGGGGGCCGUGGGCCGGCGCCUGGGCAUCCCCUCGCUGCAGGGGCUGGAGGCCGGGCCCCCGCCGCGGGACAUGAACGGCACCUGGACCCCCCCUCCACCGGCGGGGCCGGCGGGGGACCCCCGCGCGCCCGCGGCCCCCGUGGACCUCACCUGCCCGGCGCGGCCCGGCGAGACGGCGGGCGGCGAGACGGCGCCCACGGGCGGGGACACGGGCACGGCGUCGCCCUCGCCGGUGUCGCCGGCGUCGCCCUCGUCGGCGUCGCUGCGCUGCGGGCUGUGCGGGCGCGGCUUCAGCUCGGCGGCGGCGCUGGGCUUCCACGCCAAGCUGCACCGCGGGCGCCGCGGGCUGUGCUGCCGCCACUGCGGCAAGAGCUUCAUCCACGUCAAGCGCCUGCAGACGCACGAGGUCGCCUGUCGCGACGGGGACGGCGACGACAACAACGCCGCCGACGCCACCGCCGCCGUCACCACCGCCGGCGUCGUCACCGCCGCCACCGCCAGCACCGCCAGCACCGCGGCGGCGCCGAAAGCGGCCAAGAAGGCGCUGCUGCUGCGACACCGCGCGCUGGAGCCGGGCGCGGAGCAGGAGCCGCUGGUGAAGGUGGUGGAUGGGCAGGUGCUGUACCUGUGCGGGGUGUGCCAGCGCUCCUACAUGACCCUGUCCAGCCUCAAGCGCCACGCCAACGUCCACUCGUGGCGCCGCAAGUACCCGUGCCGCUACUGCGACAAGGUGUUCGCGCUGGCCGAGUACCGCACCAAGCACGAGGUGUGGCACACGGGCGAGCGCCGCUACCAGUGCAUCUUCUGCUGGGACACCUUCGUCACCUACUACAACCUCAAGACGCACCAAAAAGCCUUCCACGGCAUCAGCCCGGGGCUCAUCGCCUCCGAGAAGACGCCCAACGGCGGCUACCGGCCCAAGCUCAACGCGCUCAAGCUCUACCGCCUGUUGCCCAUGCGGGCGCACAAGCGGCCCUACAAGACCUACAGCCAGGGCGCGGUGCCCGACGGGGCGCUGCUGCCGCCGGCCGCGCCGGGAGACGCCGCCGGCGCCGCCUAUCCCCCCGCUCCGCGGCCGGAGCCCGCCUCGGUCAUCGCCUACGGCCGCGCCGCGCCGUCGGUCAUCGUGCGCGGCGGCGGCGGCGGCGGCGGCGGCAGCGGCGCGGCCUCGGUCAUCGCCUACAACGGCCGGGCGGGCGAGGAACCGCCGGGGCUGCCCGAGGCGCCGGCGGCCGCGCCGGUGACGCCGGCGGUGCCCAUCAAGAAGCAGGUGCUGCGCGAUUACAUCGAGGCGCAGCGCGCGGCCACGGCCGCGGCCACCGAGGGCAGCGCCGCGGCCGCCGCCCCACAAAACCCCGCCACCAGCGGCGGCGGCUCCGGCGGCGGCCGCACCAUGACCUACGUGGCCAAGCCGGCGUACGCGGGCUCGGCGGCGGGCGAGGGGCUGUGCCAGAUCACCGUGCGCAUCGGCGAGGAGGCCAUCGUCAAGCGCCGCAUCUCCGGCACCGACCUGCGCGGCGACGGCGCCGAGGCGCGGCGCGGGGACAACGACAGCGACGCCGAGGACCGGCUCUGGCGGCCCUACUACUCCUACAAGCCCAAGAGGAAGGCGGCCGGCGGCGUCACCGCCGCGACCCCCGGCGCCGCUCCCGGCGCGACCCCCGCGGCCAAGAAGCCGCGCUGGCGGCGCAAGCUGCGCUCGCUGCGCUGGGCGCCGGGCGACGACGGCGAGGGCGACGCGGCGCCGCGACGCCGCGAGCGGCACCACGCGUGCCGGGUGUGCGGGAAGAGCUUCCCGGCGCUGCGGAAGCUGCGGAAGCACCAGCGGGGACACGAGGGGACAACGGCGGCGGGGACAACGACGGCGGCGGCGGCGGGGACGGGCCGCGUGGGCCGGCGGCCGUCGCUGCGCUUCGCCUGCCCCACCUGCGCCAAGGUGUGCAAGACGGCGGCCGCGCUCAGCCGCCACGCCCAGCGCCACCGCUCGCCACCGGGGUCACCGCCGGGGUCACCGCCGGGGUCAGCACAGGGGUCACCGCCGGGGUCAGCACAGGGGUCACCGCCGGGGUCAGCACCGGGGUCGCCACCGGGGUCACGACCAAGGUCACGGCCGGGGUCGCCACCAGGGUCACGGCCGGGGUCACCGCCGGGGUCACCGCCGGGGUUACCGCGGUCGCCGGCCCCGCCGACGGUCAUCGCCUACACCCCGCCGGCCGCGGGCAGGGAGGAGACCCCGGCGGAUAAAGGGGGGGUCCCGCUGUCCCCCGGGGUGACCGGGCCGGAGCCGCCGCCCGCGGGUGACACCGGCAGCGGCGGCGGGGCUGGGGGGGACGGCCCGGGGGGGUUCCCGGUGCAGGAGCAGCCGCUGGCGCUGCUCUGCCGGGCCGGGGGGGGGGGACCCCGAGCUCGGGGAUGGGGGGACACCCAGGGGGGGUCCCCGCGUCCCUCCGGCCCCCCCCGGGUUCCCGGUGUCCUUCGGGCCCCGCCUGGUGGCCGCCUACCCCUUCCCCUUCCCCCUCCCCCUCGCCCUCGUCCUCCCCGACCCCGAGCGCGGCUUCUUGGCGGGGGGAGGGGCGGGGGCACGGCCCCCCCCAGCUUCGGGUUCCCCGGGGGGGGAGGGGAGCGGCCCCGGAAAGCGGGGGGGGGCACCUGA
Molecule: messenger RNA, 3100 nt
Organism: Poecile atricapillus (Black-capped chickadee)
Lineage: Eukaryota; Metazoa; Chordata; Aves; Passeriformes; Paridae
Gene: ZBTB4
Product: zinc finger and BTB domain containing 4
Exons: 4
Coding region: 134-3100 (988 amino acids)
Biological process (GO): negative regulation of transcription by RNA polymerase II; regulation of immune system process; regulation of cytokine production
Molecular function (GO): protein binding
Source: RefSeq, a predicted model, not a curated record